AUGACGUCUUCAAGUUCAAAAGGAAAACGAAAAGAAUGGAACACUGAUCACAUGACAGAAGCUAUACAAAUGCUUAGAGAGAAAACAAUGGGAUAUUUUAAAGCAGCAAAACACUUUGAUGUACCGAGAACCACGUUGUUUCGAUUGUGUCAGAAAAAUGAGCUAUCUCCAGAAGAAGCUGCAGCCACAAAAUUAGGAAGAAAAUCUGUUUUAGGUGAUCAGCUCGAAAAUCUACUAGUAGAAUAUAUUUUAAAGAUGGAGAGCAAGUUUCAUGGUUUGACGAGGAAUGAUGUUCGUAGAAUGGCGUAUAUGUUGGCCAAACGCAAUCAUUUGGAGAAUCCGUUUGGUGAGUCCGGAAUGGCUGGAAAAAAUGGCUAA
Parnassius apollo (apollo) is the source of this 378-nucleotide messenger RNA. NCBI's taxonomy places the organism in Eukaryota, Metazoa, Arthropoda, Insecta, Lepidoptera, Papilionidae. The record is from the annotation of a GenBank genome assembly.